AUGCCCACCAUCCUCAUCAUCGGAACGUGCGACACCAAGCUCGAACCGCUCCUCUUUUUGAGGGAAUCAAUCAUCUCCUUCCCCUUACCUAUUCCCGACCUUGAGGUCAUCCUCCUAGACGUGGGUCGAAACCCGGUCGAGCACGAAGCUAUUUCCAUAUCUCAAGAGGACCUGCUGGUGGAUUGCACUGAUAUUUCCAACCUCGACCGGGGUAAAUUCGUCGAGGUAAUCUCCCGCCAGGCAACGAAAGUUGUGGAAGGGCUUUUGAGGUCGUCAAAGGGGCUGCAUGGGGUCAUCUCUUUGGGGGGGUCAUCGGGGACGGUGCUUGCAGCGGGGAUUAUGAAGGGUUUGCCGUGGGGUUUGCCAAAGGUCAUCGUUAGUACUGUUGCUAGUGGGGAUACGGGGGGGUAUGUAGGGGAGAGUGAUAUUGGGAUGGUGAACUCGGUGGUUGAUAUUGCUGGGAUCAAUGGGUUGUUGGGGGAGGUGAUUGGGAAUGCGGCGGGCGGGAUUGUUGGUUCUGCAGUAGUGUUUGAACAUAGAAAGCACGGGGAGAGGGGAAGGGGACAAGAGAGGAAGAAAAGGUUGGGGGUCACGAUGUUUGGGGUUACUACUCCUGCUGUUGACACAGUUCGUGAAUGUUUCAAGGAGUGGUAUGGGGACGAUGUGGAGGUGUAUGUUUUUCAUGCUACUGGUCAUGGGGGGAAGACGAUGGAGAAGAUGGUGAGGGAAGAGGAGUUGGAUGCCGUGUUGGAUUUGACCACAACGGAGGUGGCAGAUUUUGUGGUGGGGGGUGUGAUGAGUGCUGGGGAGGAGAGGAUGACGGCGGCGGUUGAGAGGGGGAUUCCAUAUUUGGUUUCGUUGGGGGCAACGGAUAUGGUUAACUUUGGGGCGAGGGAAACGGUGCCGGAGCGGUUCAAAGACAGAAAUUUGGUGGAGCAUAAUGCUGCUGUUACUGUCAUGAGGACGAACAAGGAGGAAGCGAGGGACAUUGGGAGGUUUAUGGUGGAGAGGUUGAAAAAUGCUAUGAGGCCGGAGGUAGUCAGAGUGGUGAUUCCGAGGGGUGGGACAAGCUUGCUUUCGAAAUGUGGUGAGCAGUUUGAGGAUAAGCAGGUUGACGAGGUAUUGUUUGAUGUGUUGCAGGAGGGCUUAAAGGGGAGUGGGAUUGAGGUGGUGGAGGACAAAAGAGAUAUUAACGAUGAGGGUUUGUCGAGGAUGAUUGCUGGGUUAAUGGGGCUAUUGAUGGCUUAG
Messenger RNA from Podospora pseudocomata, 1248 nucleotides. RefSeq lists its product as uncharacterized. The coding region runs from base 1 to 1248 and encodes 415 amino acids. The record is from RefSeq and is a predicted model, not a curated record. The transcript has a single exon. Lineage: Eukaryota; Fungi; Ascomycota; Sordariomycetes; Sordariales; Podosporaceae.